AUGAUUAUUAAGCUCUUCUUUCUCUUAUUCUUCAUCAACUCGUGCCUAGGAUCUUUCAAUCUUAUGUGCUCUUUUGAUUUUGUCGAUGACUUGUGCACCUGCCGAUUCCUAAUCUAUAAUCCAGAUGGUUCAAAUGACUACACAAUUGGAGGAAAUCCCAUCACAAACUGCUCAUUCAAUGAUACAAUUCAAGUCAUUUCUUCAGGAAAAAGCUUUAACAUUCCAUCAGUCAUCUGUGAUCGAUUCCCAAUGCUUGAAAUUCUUCAAAUGGAAGGAUUGGAAAUUAGCACACUUGACCCAAAUCCAUUUUUAAACUGCAGAAUGCUUAAAACUUUAAAUUUGGGUUACAAUAAUAUCUCUGAAAUUAUUCCAUAUACCUUUAUGAACACCAAGCUUGAAUCACUCGAUUUUCACAGUAACAGCUUAGAAAAGUUAGAUCCAAAUGCAUUUUUCAACCUUGGUCAACUAAAAGUAUUAGUUUUGCAAAAUAAUCCAGGAAUAAUUUUACCUGAAAAAAUAUUUGAUCCACUUUUGGGACUUGUUUCGCUUAAUUUACGUGACUGCAACUUGUUGGAUAAGAAUGCUGGAUGGUUUGGAAAGUUGAAAAAUCUAACAGACUUGAACUUGUCGGUUAACUCAUUUACUACAAUUCCAAACUAUGCAUUUAGAAAUUUGACCAACCUUGUGAACCUUGACAUGUCAGUUGGUAAAAUUACAAGCAUUGCUUCAAAUAGCUUCACUUAUAAUGUUAACUUGAAGACAUUGAGGAUUAACAACAAUAAUUUGACAGCCCUUGGAGCAAACAUCUUUGAUAGCUUAGGAAAUUUAGAGAUUUUAUCAUUAUCAAUGAAUAACUUUACAGCUGUAACUUCAAACAUCUUUAAACCUUUAGUUUCACUACGUAAAUUGUCGUGCAGUGGAUGCAACAUUCGUGAUAUAAAGACAGAAUGGUUUGAGACAUCAAGAAACUUAGAUUCAGUUGAUUUGUCAUGCAAUCAAAUCAGUCACAUUCCAGUCAAUACAUUUACAUCAAUUAAUCAGCUAAAAUUCUUGUAUAUAAACAGCAACAGUAUCUCAAACCUUAAUUCAAGGUCUUUUGGAAAUUUGAACAGUUUAUAUACACUUGAUGCAAGGGAUAAUAUAAUUUAUGAAAUCGAUCAUUACUUUAUGAAUCAAUCUACUGUAAUGAAACAUGCUUCUUUCUCUGGUAAUGACUGCGCUGAACUUAAUACAGAUAAUUUUAUGGAAGAUAAGACAAAUGUUAUGCAGCAAAUGACUGGAUGCUUUGAUAAUUUUGAUAAAAUAAAGAUUGAACUUGAAACUUAUAACUCAACACUCUUCGACUGGCAUAAUAUCCGUCCAAAUGAUGAUUGGCAAGCAUUAAGAGUGAGGAUUCAGGCAGCAGAAAAUGCUCACAUUGGAUUAACAGACUCACUUGAUCGAGGAGAUCCAUUAGUUGAAAUUCACAUUGGUGAACGAGAUAAUCGUGACUCGAGUAUUUAUGAACGUGGCGAAAGAGUCUUGCUUGAUAAUGAGCAUCGUCGACUGAAUGAGAAUGAGAUGAGAACUUUUAUAAUCGGAUGGAAGUUUGGGAUUGUUAUGGUUUAUGAAGAAGCUGAAAGAUUUCCAUUUAUGGCUCAUUUUAUUCGCGAACCAUUUCCUGUAAACUUCUUUGGAUUGAGGACUAAGAUUAAUACUUAUAACAGUCAGAAAAAAGCAACCUGGAAUGUGUCGAGAAUUCAAGGGAAUGAGAUGUUGUCCUUGCUUCAAUUUUAUAAGCAAUUAAUGAAUAAAUAAAAGAAUUAAAAUCAGUUAAAAAAUAAAUAAUUAUAAAUUUUUGUGUAAAUAAAGGAUUCAAUUUCAAAGCAUAAACAAUACAAC
Chironomus riparius is the source of this 1881-nucleotide messenger RNA. The record is from the annotation of a GenBank genome assembly. NCBI's taxonomy places the organism in Eukaryota, Metazoa, Arthropoda, Insecta, Diptera, Chironomidae.